Molecule: messenger RNA, 3299 nt
Organism: Mauremys mutica (yellowpond turtle)
Lineage: Eukaryota; Metazoa; Chordata; Testudines; Geoemydidae
Gene: SLC22A31
Product: solute carrier family 22 member 31
Exons: 9
Coding region: 32-1819 (595 amino acids)
Biological process (GO): transmembrane transport
Cellular component (GO): membrane
Molecular function (GO): transmembrane transporter activity
Source: RefSeq, a predicted model, not a curated record
GCGGCGCAGCGCUGCCCGCCCCGCCCGGCCCAUGGAGUUCGACGCGCGGCUGCUGCGGCCCGCGGGCGGCUUCGGGCGCCGCGCCCGGCUCCUGGCGGCCGCCACCUGGGUCCCCAACGCGGCGCUGGCGCUGGGCUUCUUCGCGGGGCUGCUGCUGGCGGCGCCGACCGCCCACCGCUGCCGCCCGGACCCCGCGCUGCUGCCGCCCGCGCUGCGCAACCUGUCGGGCCGGGCGCUGCUCAACGCCUCGGUGCCGCGGGGCCCCGCGGGCUGGAGCCGCUGCCUCCUGUAUCGCUACGCGCCCGGCGCCGCGGGGCCCAACCGCACCGGGCCCUGCACCCGCGGCUGGGACUACGAGCUGCCCGCGGCCGGGCUGCGCUCCAGCCUCGUCACCCAGUGGGACUUGGUGUGCUCGGAUCGCUGGAAGGUGCCACUCGAACAGACCACCUACCUGCUGGGCUGGCUCAGCGGCUGCAUUGUGCUCGGCUUGGCCUGCGACAGGUUUGGCCGGCGUCCCACCUUCGUGUUCUCCCUGGUGCUGGCGGUUCCCCUGGGCAUCGGUGUGGCGCUGGCACUGAAUUACAUGAUGCUGCUGUCGCUGCGGCUCCUCCUCGGUGCUGCGCUGGCUGGCACCUUCCUCUCCCUCUACGUCGCAAGGCUGGAGCUGUGCGACCCUCCCCACCGGCUGAUGGUCGUCAUGGUUGCGGGGUUCUUCUGGGUUGCUGGGGAGCUGCUGCUGCCGGGCUUGGCGGUGCUGUGUCGGCAAUGGCGGCUGCUGCAGGGGGCCGUGACGCUGACACUGGCCCUGCUGGCCACCUGCUGGGGCUGCCCGUCGCUGUUCCCGGAGUCGCCCCGCUGGCUGCUGGCCACGCGGCAGCUGGAGAAGGGCAGGAAGGGUCUGCGGGCCCUUGCGGAGGGCAACGGUGUGAGCCUGGAGGACGAAUUCUACAGCCAGGAGCACCUGUUAGCAGAGCUGGAGUCUGAGGGGGCCCCGCUGCCCCGCUACCACACGCUCUGCGAGGUCUUCAGCACCCGAGUCAUCUGGAAAAACAGCCUCAUCCUCGGCUUCACGGCGUUCAUCGGCAGCGGGAUCCGGCCCUGCUUCACACGCAACCUGGCUCCCUACCUCCCCCAGUUCCACUUCUCCUACUUCCUGCUGGCGGCGCUGGAGGCGGCGGCCUGCCUCUUCCUGUGCGUCACCGUCAACCGCGUCGGGCGCCGCCCCAUCCUGCUGCUCUGCACCAUCCUGACCGGCAUCGCCGCACUGCUGCUGCUGGCCCUGACGCAGUAUCUGCUGGACUGGAUCAUCCUGACCCUCUCUGUCCUGGGCAUCGCGUACUCACAGGCCGUCACCAUGCUCAGCAUCUUCUUUGCCAGUGAGGUCCUUCCCACCGUGGUCAGGGGCGCGGGGCUCGGCCUCAUCAUGGCCGCCAGCUUCGUGGGCAAAGCGGCCGGGCCCAUCAUGGACAUCCAGAACAACCGGGGCUUCUUCCUGCACCACGUGGUCUUUGCCUCCUUCGCCAUCCUGUCCGUGCUCAGCAUCAUGCUGCUGCCCGAGAGCAAGGGCAAGGGCCUGCCCGAGUCGCUGCAGGAUGGCGAGAGCCAGCGCCGGCCCCCGCUCUUCCGCUCCUCCCGCCGCAGGGACCAGCUGCCUCUGCUCUCGCCCCGCAGCGCCGGCCACGCCCCCGAGGCCCAGGACUACGCCCGCCUCGUCACUGCCACCAAGAAGAUGCUGAGCUCCCACCGGCGCCCCGCCCCGCGGGACAGGCAGCUGCUGCUGGAGCCAGCCCCACGGGGUGCCCCCCAGCAGGAGACUUAGCUGGGCUGGGCUGUCUGUGGGGACUGUGCCCUGCGGGCAGGGGGACAGCACCCAGCGUUAACUGCCCUGGGCUGCAGGUGUCUCCUGCCCCCAGCGGGCUGUGUCGUUUGUGUGCGGUACCUCCUAGGGCCCAUCACACCGCCACGGCCUGCACGACCGUCUCCGGGCGGCAGCUCCCUUCUGCUCGCCUGGAGGGCCUGGCAUGGCUGUUAGCGUGCCAUGCGCAGCCUCCUGCCGCUGCCGCUGCCUCACGGGGGUGUUUGGGGGCUCCCACAGCCCCUGCUGCAUACCAGCCCUGCAGGGAGCGGGGCCUGGAGGAGAGAGGGCCCCCACCCCCUCCUAAGGAGCCUGCGGGGAAGGGCCGCCCCGGCUCAGGGAACGCCAGGCCCCGUGCCCCCUGGCCAGGGGAGCAGCUCACCAAUAAAAUGUGCCUUAUUUCUAGCCAGGGCCUGGUUCUGCUUUCUCUGUGGGGGCCUUGGGGGGCCCGUGCCCUGGGCUAGCACUGGGCAGCCCCUUUAACCCAGCAGUAGCACUUCACUCCCCAUCCACGGGCAGCUGCCCCCUGCCCAUGCAGCACUAAGCGCCAGCCAGUACCAUGCUCCAAGCCUCUUUAUUGGGGCGUGUCGGGGGGAUUCGUACCUGGCACUUGGGUAAGAACCUCCCCCUGGGGCAGAGCCUCCUGGCACAGCCCUCCACCUCAGCGGGUCCCAGCCUGGGGCGGUCCCAGCCAGGCAGGGCCCGGGGGGCUGGCUCAGCUGGGCACCCCCUCCCUGCAGGGCUGCUGCCCUGCUCCCUCCUGCCUCUGUGGUGCUGCCAGGGCUAGGCCAGCUGUGCCUUGCCCCUCCCCCAGCCUCGCUUGGGCAAUCCCCCUGCUGGGUGCCACUGCAGGAAGUGGCUUUCCCCAGGCUUCCUGGGCCUUAGCUGCUCCGGGGCCCCUGCCAGCCCUGCCCCUCACUCCUGAUCCACAGCUCCCUGCCAGCCUUGUCCUGCACUGAGCUCGCUGGCCACCCCCCGGCAGGAGCCCCCGCCUUGGAGGACUGUGUUCUCUGCCCUCUCCCAGCUCAGCUACUCCGGGAGCCAGGCGCCCAGCUAGCUUCUGCCCCUUCCAUGUCGGCUGCGAGAGUGCCCUGACCCUCCCUGAAUAACGUACCUGCUCCCCCCUGCCCUGCCAGCCCUGCCCCUCUCCUCCCCCUGCCCUGCCCCUCUCCUGCACCUGCUCCCGGCUGCCCCUUGAGAGCCAGGCUAAAGUUAAGGCUGGCUGCGGUGCUCUCCCCGUUGCCCUGUUGCUGGUGCCCGCUGCCUCUGGCUUUGGACGCCGGCCUGCCAGGAACCUCCCCCUGCGGCCUGGCUCAGCACUCACUGCAGGUCGAGCUGGGCGCGGGGGUCUCCGUGCAGUUCUCACAUCCCUGUGCCCUCCUGGGGCGGGUGUGUGGGCAGAGGCAGGGCUGAGCUGCAGGAAGUGGCUUCGCCCAGCCUAGCC